CCCAACCUCUGUAGGAUCGCCCCAGCGGUCUGACCAGCGCCUCCUAUUUUGGUUCAGAGCGUCGGUAUCCUCAAGUAACGGAUUGAACUCGCUGAGGAUGCUCGGUCGAGGAGUCUUCCUCGCUCUUCAGCUAUGGCUUGGAUCGGCUGUCGCUGCAGACUCCUUAGCGGGAACAUUCGCAGAUGGUGGCAAUACGCUAGUUAGCGCCAUGAUGAUGUUCCUGGGCAACGACGAAAAAGUGUACAUACUGGACAAGGUCGAAGGGAACGCGGAGGAAAUCAACGGGCACCCAGCAUGGGCUGCUGUAUGGGACAUUAAUACGCGUCAAGCGACGUCCAUGGACGUCCUCACGAACGCGUUCUGUGCCUCCGGGAUGCACCUCCCGAACGGCUCCUUCGCCACCUUCGGCGGGAACGGCGCCAUCUCACCCGGUGGUAACCUUGGCUCGGACCCUUAUCCUGGCAACUUCUCCGCGUUCUACGACAGCACGUAUAAGGACUUCGAUGGCACCAAGUCCAUCCGCAUCCUGAAUCCAUGCUCGUCCUCUACCAUCUCGGCCGACCCCUCCGUUCUGGCGCAAAAUGCGAGUUGCGGGUGGUACGACGAUCCCUCUGUGCUGUCCAUGCAGGGGCAGCGCUGGUACUCCACCGCUGAACCGCUCGCGGACGGGAGCGUGGUCAUCAUCGGAGGUUUUGUGAACGGUGGAUAUGUCAAUCGAAACUACCCGAACGUCGAUCCGACGAACGAAGGAGGCGCUGCGAACCCGACAUUCGAGUUCUACCCAAGCAGGAAUGAGCCAGCGGCGCAGAUGGAUUUCAUGACGAAGACGAGCGGAUUGAACGCGUACGCACAUGCGUAUCUGAUGCCUAGUGGCAAAAUGCUUGUCCAGGCCAACUAUUCGACUAUACUAUGGGACUACAACGAGAACAUUGAAACCCCUUUACCCGACAUGCCCGGCCAGGUUAUACGCGUAUAUCCGGCCUCAGGAGCUGUCGCGAUGCUGCCGCUCACCCCUGCGAACAACUACACGCCCAGCGUGUUAUUCUGCGGAGGGAGCGAUAUGCCCGACUUCUCAUGGGGCGAUUACUCCUGGCCAUACGUCGAUACCUGGCUUGUUCCUGCUUCCAAGGAUUGCCAACGUAUUACGCCCGAGCAAGCCGAUGGCACGUUCAACACGAGCGUCCAAUACGAGCAGGAUGACGACAUGGUGGAAGGGAGGACGAUGGGCCAGUUCAUCAUCUUGCCGACCGGCAAGCUCAUGGUGUUCAACGGAGGGAUAAAUGGCACGGCGGGGUACUCGACGCGGACGCUUACCACUCUGACCUACGGGGCCAUGCCGUACGGGAUGUCGCUUGCCUCCGGGCCCAUUGGGACGCCAGCCAUGUACGAUCCUGACGCCGCCCCCGGACAAAGGUGGUCAAACGAGGGCUUCGACACGUCCAACAUCCCGCGCUUGUAUCAUUCGACCGCCCUCCUUCUCCCCGACGCAUCCGUCCUCAUUGCAGGGUCCAACCCGAACGUUGACGUCAACACGAGCACUGUCUUCCCGACGACGUACAAAGCGGAGAUCUUCUACCCGCCCUACUUCGCGUCCCCAACACGCCCGCAGCCACAAGGCGUCCCCACCUCGCUCAGCUACGGCGGUCCCUCCUUCGACAUUACGCUCCCCGCCAGCAGCUACUCCGGCGACGCGAAUGACGCCGCCAGCAACACCACCGUCGUCCUCGCACGCCCGGGAUGGACGACGCACGCAAUGAACAUGGGCCAGCGGCAUCUCCAGUUGAACAACACCUACACCGUCAACUCGAACGGAUCCAUCACCCUCCACGUUUCGCAAGUGCCCCCGAACCCGAACCUGCUCACCCCCGGCCCGGCCCUGUUCUUCGUCAACGUCCAUGGCGUGCCGAGCAAUGGCACUUUCGUGAUCGUCGGAUCGGGCAACAUCGAGCAACAGCCGACCGCGGCGCAGGCCGAGCUCCCGGCGAGCGUGCGGCUAGAUGGCGUGUCGGGCAGCGGGGACGGCUCGUCGUCGAGCGGCCCUUCAAGCUCGGGCUCGAGCGGCGACAAGGGCUCGACCAGUGGCACCUCGCAUACCGGAGCCAUCGCAGGCGGCGUAAUCGCGGGCGUAGCAGCGCUCGCGAUCGCGGCUAUUGCGGGCGUGCUGAUCGCGAGGAGACGGCGCGCGGCGCGAAUGGCCGCCCUCGUCCCGCCCUCGUACGCGAAUGGCGCGCCGGAGCCUAAGGCGGGGGUUUACGGCCGCGCGGGUUCCGGGCACGACUCGAGCUCGUUCAUCCCGCUCCAGCAGUAUGGUGGGGCGAGUCCGAGCCAGGCGGCGUUCCAUGAGUCCAAGGACGACGAGACGGCGAGCGGGACGUCGCGGCCUUGGGUUCAGUCGGGGUAUGGAACGCCCUCGCCUAGUGCAUCUACUGGAACUUUUAGUCCAUACAACGACGGUCCUCGUGGCCUGUAAGAGGACUGUUCAUAUGGAAAGAGCGAUGAUUUGAUGGACGCUGGUCUGUAUGGACUACACACACACCUUUUAUUUCUGACUGUAUGAGCUCCGCUGGCAUAGUUAUAUCUGUUUAUGACUGUUCUACUAUACCGUAAUAUAAUGCUUGAAAUCGAUCAUGACGAUUUUGCACCUCC
This is a messenger RNA of Punctularia strigosozonata HHB-11173 SS5, 2646 nucleotides long. RefSeq lists its product as uncharacterized. Lineage: Eukaryota; Fungi; Basidiomycota; Agaricomycetes; Corticiales; Punctulariaceae. The coding region runs from base 98 to 2470 and encodes 790 amino acids. The transcript is spliced from 4 exons. The record is from RefSeq and is a predicted model, not a curated record.